Vespa crabro (European hornet) is the source of this 2644-nucleotide messenger RNA. RefSeq names its product TBC1 domain family member 14-like. The transcript has a single exon. Lineage: Eukaryota; Metazoa; Arthropoda; Insecta; Hymenoptera; Vespidae. The record is from RefSeq and is a predicted model, not a curated record. The coding region runs from base 452 to 2371 and encodes 639 amino acids.
UGCCUUCGUUUUCAAUUAUCAACACAUGUCCCGUCCAAUGUACGUAGGUAUUAAAAAUACGGCAUAAAGAUAAAUCAAGUUUUCGGAUAGGUAGUGAUCGCCGUCAAUACAUGCUGUGUUCUGCCAAAUAUCCACGCAAUUUCUUCGCCCUGUAUUUAUAUCGAUGAUUUAAUUGGGGGCAAUCAUUGAAUCAAUAUUUUGUCAGUAUAUUAUGUAAAAACAAUUGGAUAAAAUGGUACAAGUUGAUACGAAAGUAACGAUGUAACAGCUGUUCCAAGUAUGACAGAUCGUAUAUUGGGUGUUGCCAAGUGUUGGAAUGGAUUUAUAUAUGAAAGGAUUAUUAAGAAUUAUGAUAUCGGUGCUAUGAUUAAACGAGGAGGCAUACUAAACGAUUAAAGAGAAUGCAUAAACAGAAAUUAACGUGUUACACGUUCAAUGAUUUAUCGUGUGAAUGGGUUGUCGAGAAGAUUAUCUACGUGUUGAUAAGGUUAGGACAAACCUAUCAGCCAUGAAGACUCCCGUACCACAGCAUUUAAAUGGGAGUAAUGGUCAGAGUGUCGCGUCUGAAAAGACCGCAUCAUAUUUGAUAUCACGUUAUAACAAUCCAUCCAAUAAUUAUCAUGUUUUGAAAGUAGCUGGACGUGAUUCCAAUUGUUAUAUCGCCAAUAAUAUUGCUCCGAAAGUAGGGAAACAGCAAUUAGUAUCAUUGAAUGGUGAUUCUGUAAGUUGUAACAGUGUCAAUGUAAAUGAGGCUUUGGCAUGUGAUGUAGUUACUAUGCCAGCGGUAAAGACAAAAGCUUUAUGUGUACACAUUCGUGAAAAUAAAUGGUACGACGCUGGCAAUGUAGUUUCUGUAGGAGUGGCAGGUACCAGUCUCAGUCAUGCCUUGGAGAGUAUGUCUUUGGCUUAUAAUCCUACCACAAAACAGAUAUAUUCUAUGGAAGAGAACGAUGUGCAUUAUGACUGUAAAUCACAGUAUUUAGAAUCGCCAUGCAAUGGUAAAGAAUUGUCAGCCAGUAUAGUGUCAAAAAUUGAUGGAGAUAAAUAUAUGAAACUUGAAAGUGGCAGUGCAAAUAGUAGCCCUAGAAACAGUUUACCUCGUUCAUGUAGCAGUACAGUGUCUUCCCUUAGCGAAGUAUCACCUUCUGGGAGUUUCUUAGGAUCCGACGAACAGCACAUUGUUGUAGAUAAACAAGAAAAAUCAAAGCGCUGGGGAUUAAAUACAUUGUUUGCAAAAAAUGUCUUCUCUUGGAAAAAUAAAGGUUCUCAGCAAUCAACUCCUACGGGUAGCCCGUCGAGAAAUAUCGACAAAGUAGGAGGAAGUUUAGCUCUAAUACAACAGCCCAGACCAGCAAACUUACCUGCGAAGAAUGCUUUGGAGGAAGAACGUCAUCGUAAGCAAUAUACUGCAAUUUUAGAAGCUGCACGUAAAAGAGAGUUACGCGAGGAAAAAGAACGGAAACAACAAAGGGAACAGCAACUUAAGGAGGAAGAAAGAUUAGCAGAAGAUUCCCAUACGUGGAACGUUCAUGUUUUACCCAAAUUUGAAAGCGUUAAAGAUACAAAGAAAGUACGUGAACUGUGGUGGCGUGGUUUGCCACCAAGCGUGCGAGGUAGAGUUUGGAAAUUAGCUAUUCAGAAUAGUUUAAAUAUAACGCCACAUUUGUAUAAUCUUUGCUUGGACAGAGCAAUGUCUAAUCCAACAAAUGAAUCGUUAGCGGCGAUUAAAUUAGAUGUAUCUCGUACCUUUCCUACCUUAUGUGUCUUUCAAGAAGGUGGACCAUUAUCAGAUAGCCUUCAAGGUAUUUUGGCAGCCUACGCCGUUUAUAGACCAGAUGUUGGCUAUGUGCAAGGAAUGAGUUUUGUGGGCGCUGUAUUAUCAUUAAAUAUGGAGCCCUCAGAUGCCUUUGCCUGCUUUGCUAAUCUUUUAAACCAUCCUUGUCACAGAGCCGCCUUUACCUUGGACCAAAAAAGAAUGAAUGUUUAUUACAAGGUAUAUUCAAGCGCGCUUGCACAUAAGCUGCCAAAAAUAUUUUCUCAUUUCACAGUAGCUGGUCUUAGUCCAGACCUGUACCUGUUAGAUUGGUUGUAUACUAUAUAUGCCAAAGCAAUGCCUCUUGAUGUUGCAUGCAGGAUCUGGGAUCUAUUCCUCAGAGACGGCGAAGAGUUCCUUUUUAGAACGGCGCUCGGCGUAUUACAUUUGUAUCAAGAAGAAUUGUUGAAAAUGGACUUUGUACAUGGAGCGCAAUUUCUUACCAGAUUGCCUGAGAACCUUCAGGCAGAAGCUUUGUUUAACAGUAUUAGCCAAAUGUCUACUACUGUUGGAAAUACAACAUUCCAGCAAAUGUUGAUACAGUUUUCUUCAGUGUGAUUUUUUAGCUCUAUUUAAGAGUGAUUUGAUUUAGUUCAUAAUUGUACAUUGCACAGAAAAUUUCUCCUUUUUUAGUGAAUCUGAUGAAGAAUAGUGUGUGAAAAUUUUAAAUAUAUAAUGUAUUUAAAUUUUUAUGACGUCAAAGUGAGUAAUAAUGUUGCAUGCAGUAUGAAAGUAGUAAAAAUAAGCAUAUUAUUGUGUGCUUGAAUACUUGCAAGAAUCAUUCUCUUAUAUAUCUGUAAAAUCUGUAUAUAUAGGUAUAUGUAUAUUUGA